Caenorhabditis remanei is the source of this 858-nucleotide messenger RNA. RefSeq lists its product as uncharacterized. The transcript is spliced from 6 exons. Bases 1 to 858 code for a protein of 285 amino acids. Gene Ontology annotation, cellular component: mitochondrion. NCBI's taxonomy places the organism in Eukaryota, Metazoa, Nematoda, Chromadorea, Rhabditida, Rhabditidae. The record is from RefSeq and is a predicted model, not a curated record. Gene Ontology annotation, molecular function: holocytochrome-c synthase activity. Gene Ontology annotation, biological process: cytochrome c-heme linkage.
AUGGGGUCUUCUCAGUCAACUCCGAAGGUGCAAGACAAAGUCCUCAAUGAUUCCGAUAGAAUUCGUCAAGCUCAACAUCAUAUGGCUGCUGCAGGAGGAGGCUCCCAAUGCCCGCUUACUCCCGAACAACAACAACAACAUCAAGCUGUUUCCGGAGAAAGCUGUGGAAGUGCAAGUGGUGGAUGUCCUGUAGGCGCCGACAAAGGAGGCAUUAAUCCACUUAACAACGAACUCGAACAUCCUAACCAAAAGCCGGCCCCAGAUCAGCCAUUCCCACUUCCGACCAAAAGAGUUCAGUCAACUAUUCCAAAGGCUGGAACUGAAAAAGACACUUGGGUUUAUCCAAGCCCUCAAAUGUUCUGGAAUGCUAUGCUCAAAAAAGGAUGGAGAUGGCAAGACGAUGGACUCAGUCAGAAAGAUAUGGAGAACAUAAUCAGUAUCCAUAAUGCAAACAACGAAGAAGCUUGGAAAGAGGUUCUCAAGUGGGAAAACCUUCUCCAUCCAGAAUGCGCAGAGCCAAAGUUGAAGAGUUUCAAAGGAGAUGCUAAAAACAUUUCUCCACGAGCUCGUUUCCGUAAAUUGGUUCUCGGAUACGCGUAUCCAUUCGAUCGUCACGACUGGAUUGUCGAUAGAUGUGGGCAGAAAGAAGUACAAUAUGUCAUUGAUUACUAUGAUGGAGGAGCUGUCGAUCCAGAGUCAAAACUAUUCACAGUUCUUGAUGUACGACCAGCUAUGAAUUCCGUUGGAAACGUCUGGGACAGAAUGGUUGUCGCGUACUGGCGCUUCAAGUUUGAGACUCUCGGAAUGGCUCCAAACCUUCCAAUUCCACCAACUGAAGGACACAGUGUUAACCAUUAA